This is a messenger RNA of Aspergillus fijiensis CBS 313.89, 1242 nucleotides long. RefSeq names its product cyclic nucleotide-binding domain-containing protein. The record is from RefSeq and is a predicted model, not a curated record. Gene Ontology annotation, biological process: regulation of protein phosphorylation. Gene Ontology annotation, cellular component: cAMP-dependent protein kinase complex; nucleus. Bases 1 to 1242 code for a protein of 413 amino acids. Lineage: Eukaryota; Fungi; Ascomycota; Eurotiomycetes; Eurotiales; Aspergillaceae. Gene Ontology annotation, molecular function: cAMP-dependent protein kinase regulator activity. The transcript has a single exon.
AUGGCCGAGAGCACUUUUCCUGGGGGUAAUCAACCCCUUCGCGUGGGCACAAAAGACGACAGCAAGCCCGCCACUUUUCACAAGAUUUCGGAGGAGGACGAGUAUGAGGUGACGUCACCAACCGAUCCGACUUUUCGCUCCGCCAAUGCUCCCGCCGCUGCCUCAUCCUCGACCGGCAACAGCUUGUUCACGGGCGGUGGUUUCGGUGAUGGUGGUGCCAUUCGUUUCAACACCCGAAGCCCAUUCGACGAUGGGUCGCGCGAGGAAGACGAGGCCGCCGACGAGUUCCCACCAGGCGACAUCCGCCCGACGGGCGUCCCCAACCCUGGCCUCCCCAACAACUACGCCUUGGGACGGAGGACAUCGGUGUCAGCAGAGUCGUUGAAUCCCACUUCAGCUGGCUCGGACAGCUGGGCCCCGCCGCAUCACCCCAAAUCAGAUGAGCAAAUCGCACGCUUGAAGACCGCCGUUAGCAACAACUUCCUCUUCGCCCACUUGGAUGACGAUCAGUUCAAGACUGUGCUCGACGCGCUGGUGGAAAAGCCUAUUCCCGCCAAAGACAUCAAGGUCAUCUCACAGGGUGAUGCGGGAGAUUAUUUCUACAUCGUUGAAGAAGGCCACUUUGACGUUCUGAUCCACCCUUCGGGCUCCGUGCAGCCAGGCGCCGAGGGUAUGGGCAACAAAGUCAGCACCAUUGGCCCUGGAGGCUCGUUUGGAGAGCUGGCUCUCAUGUACAAUGCUCCCCGUGCCGCGACCGUCGUCUCCGUGGAUCCGAAGAGCACUCUCUGGGCCCUGGACCGCAUCACCUUCCGCCGCAUUCUGAUGGAUUCGGCCUUCCAGCGUCGUCGUAUGUACGAGGCUUUUUUGGAAGAAGUGCCUCUCCUGUCCAGCCUCAAGCCCUACGAACGGUCCAAGAUUGCCGAUGCGCUGGACGCCAGCAAAUACCCCGCUGGGUCGACCAUUAUCAGCGAGGGUGAUCCAGGCGAUGCCUUCUACCUGCUUGAGGCUGGUGAAGCCGAUGCGUUCAAGAAGGACUUGGACGGAGUCGUCAAAUCCUACAAGCGUGGUGAUUACUUCGGUGAACUGGCAUUGCUGGACGACAAGCCUCGGGCUGCGAGCAUUGUUGCCCGCUCGGAGGUCAAGGUUGCUCGGCUGGGUCGCGAUGGCUUCAAGCGGUUACUGGGUCCCGUGGAGGAUAUUAUGAGACGGGCCGAGUACGAGUCGAAGCCAAACCAGUCAUGA